Messenger RNA from Penaeus vannamei (Pacific white shrimp), 4463 nucleotides. The record is from RefSeq and is a predicted model, not a curated record. Lineage: Eukaryota; Metazoa; Arthropoda; Malacostraca; Decapoda; Penaeidae.
CCUUUAUGGCGGUCGCGUUUUUUUCUUCUCUGCCAGCUGGACAUGAAGCUUACUACGACAGGUUUAACUCCACGCGCCGCCCCACAAGGCUGUCAGCCGCCUUUUGCCUUUUAAGGCUUGGACGCUGGAAGCAAGUACUGGUGGGUGUUGAGUGACGGGGGUCGACCAGGGACAGAGCCGCCCAAUUAUGCAGAUUUUGCGUCGUCUCAGCCUUCCGAGUGCAGUGGCUUUCCUCCCCAACGUUGAUUUCUCGUCGCAGUGUGAUGGCCGGACCGCGAGGCCCUGACUGCGUGUCCCUCCUGCUCCAGCGGCCUCGGCCCAAGGCGCAGCUCCUCCACAUCUUCGGCAUCGUGCUCUACCAGGAGAUCUACAGCACCGCGGCCCUGUUACCCUCGGGGGAGACCAUAGGCGGCGGCCCCGAACACGUCUCUGUGAUAAACUACAUUCCCGGGAGAACUUUCUCGUUAGGUCCCGUCGUCGGUUGUGAAGAAUGCGAAGAAAACUGUGAACGUGAGAAUAUAGUGGAAUAUUAGGAUUAUUUUAUACUCUUUUUUCUGUGCGAGAGUGAAGUGCCAAACGAUUGCGUAGGUGAGUUGCCAUUUUUGUUGCAACAGCUCAAGUGAAGGAUUAUUAUGUCGAAGGCGAUACCGAAGGUGCAGACCCCUGUGGCCGAUGGGCGGCAGACGUGUAGCCACCCCGAGGGAGGCGGCGAGGGCUGCGAGGGCUUCUCGGGCGACUCGGGGGUGGGCGAACCCGACAGCGAGCCCCCCGCUAUACACUCCGACGGGGGGAAGACCCAGUCCGAAGGGGUAAAGGUCCUCCCCGAAGGAGGGAAGGCCCCGCCCGACGCCAAGGAGAAGAGCCCGUCUCAGGAAGGCUCGACGGCCGAGAAUGGCCCGCAGAAGACCGUCGAGGCGGACAAACAAGGCCGCCCAGGCACGCUGUCGCCCCCGUGCCCCGCCGUAGCCAGCGACCAGGAAGCGUCAGCCAUGACAGACUCAUCGGAGGGAGGGGGCGCCCCGUCGCGUGACAGUGGCAUCAGUCACAUGAAUGUGGCGAGUAACGGUGAGUUGGAGGAUGAGUCGGCGAGGCGAAGGAGCCUGAUGAUCGACACCUGCACGCAGACGGACCACGAUCUCGGCUGCCAGGCUGAGCGGGAGAAAGCAGUCGGUCGGACGGUCGAAAGUUCAAGUGAUAAGGGUGAGAAUGCGCGUGAGAGUGACUUAGGCAUAAGUGCUGUGUGUGUGUGCACAGAUGCAAAUGACAAUAAGGAGGGUAAAACGCAUUGCGAUGUGUGCGGAUUGUAUAGCAGAACGAGACAGGAAACGUCCGACAGCUUGGGUGCACGCCAAGAGGAAACCUCCAACAGUGCGCUCCAGAACAGACAGAGUCGUUGCACAUCCGACUACUCAUCCAUUUCCUCGAGCGAUUCUCCGCGAGCGAGCGACUCGAGUAACAGGACGUGUGACUCGAGCAAUAGCCCGGGGAGCAGCACGGGGAGCAGCGGCAAGGGCGGAGGCAGCAACAGAAGAUCUGGCCACAGGAAAGUCGUGACUUCGGGCGAGCUGAGCCCCAUCGCGUCCUGCGGAGGGGAGUCGGCGGUGAACGUGGGCCUGAGCGUCAACACGGGCCUGACGCCGGAGGACGCCUCGAAGGACGUGGGCAGCCGCAGCCCUUGCACCCCGACCAGCGGCUGCCUGAAGGGGGCGACGCGCAACACGAGCGGCGCUCACGUGCAAUUCGAGACGCCGUGUGACGAGGACGGACACAUGCUGCAGGACACCUACGUCACUUCCGACGGACACGUGGAGCUGCAGAGGCCCAACGGCGGCAGCGGCGGGAGCGGGACUCCCACCCACGCCGACCCGCUGGCGAGGCUGUGGUCGAAGCUCAUCCCGGACUCCUCCCCGUCGGACGCCGCCUCGAGCUUCACCGUGCCCAAGAAGUGGCGCCGGAGGCACAUCUCCAGCUCGAGCAGCAUCAGCCUGGGGUCGAGCUCGAGCGCCUCCAGCUCGGACGGCGCCACGGAGUUCGAGCGGCGCGCCCCCGACGGCGGCUGGGGCUGGGUCAUCGUGGCGGCCUCCUUCAUGGUCCACUGCAUCGCCGACGGCGUCACCAUGUCCUUCGGCGUGCUCUUCGUCGAGUUGCUCAGCUACUUCCAGGAGGGAAAGUCCUUGACCUCGUGGGUGGGCAGUCUGUUCAUGGCCAUCCCCCUCCUGGCGGGGCCCCUGGCGUCUAUUCUCACCGACCGCUACGGCUGUAGGACGGUGACAAUCUGCGGUGCUGUUGUUGCUUGUUUCGGAUUCUUUAUCAGUGCCUUUGUAAACACAAUUCCGCUGUUGUUAUUGACUGUGGGUGUCAUCACCGGCCUCGGUCUGGCAGUGUGCUACGUCGCUGCCAUCGUUAUUGUUGCCUUUUAUUUCGAGAAAAAACGGUCAUUGGCGACGGGCAUCGCCGUUGCCGGCAGUGGCAUCGGAACCUUCUUGUUCGCGCCCUUGAUCCAGUACCUGGUCGACUACUGGGGCUGGAGACUCUGCUUCGUCCUGCUGGCCGGCAUCUUCCUCAACAUGGUCGUCUGCGGGGCGCUAAUGCGGGACCUGAAGUGGACGCCGAAGCAGAGCAACCGCUCCGGCAUCGCCUCCGGGACGGCCGCCAGCAGCCGCAAGGACUCCACCUCACAGUCCUCGGACACCGUGGGGAUGCGCGGCGGGGGCAGCGUGGGCGCCACCCUCCCGUCGCUCGACGAGCUUCGGCGCCUCGUGCAGUCGGGCGACGUGGCGGCGCUCCUCUCCCCAGACGACGCCCCCAGCGAGACGCUCCGGGGUUCGGCGUCCCUGGUGCUCCUCCCGACAUUCCUGAGCAAGUCACAGGUUCUUCCCCCCGACGUCGUUCCGUUCCUGUCGUCGCGGACCAACGCCUACGAGGUGGUGUCCCAGAUGUACCCGCACCUGCUCUCGCACUCGCUCUCGGGGCACGUCAACCAGGCGGACGAGAAGGCAGCCAAGCUCAUCGGGUUGACGCGCAACGAAAUCGCCGAGUUCGCGGGCGUGUUCCCCGACGGGCAGGGGCUGCCGUCGUCGACCCAACAGCUGAUGGCACCCGACAACAGCUGCGACACCGACUCCACCACGCCCGGCUCGGCCGUGGGGGACAUGGGCUCCGUGAAUGGCCGCAGGUGGAAGAAGGUCGACUUGGAACUCGGCUGCCCUGACGACGACGACGAGGACGGCGAUGCAGAUAACGAGGAAGAGGCGGAAGAGGCAAGGGAAAUCACCGCCAUGCUGGGGCCUCGCACGAGAGGGCCCCGGCAGCCAGGAGCGAGGAGGAUAUCCACGGGCUGCAUGGGAGGAGCCAGCUCCCCUCCGCCCCCGGCCGCGCCCCUUCGGAACAUGAGGAUAAACAGGCAGUCAAUGACGUAUCGUGGUGCUAUGCUCAACAUUCACCGGUAUCGCCUGAGAGCCUCUUCGUGUCCGGACAUUUACCGUAAUUCCAUCAUCACCAUUGCCAAGUCGCAAGAUGAGAGUGUCUGGACCUAUUUUGACGACCUCGGGGAAAUGAUUACCUCCUGUGUCGACUACAGCUAUUGCUUGAACGCUGCCUACCUGAUAUUUGCUGUUUCCAACUUCGUUCUCUAUGUUUUCUACGACACAGUUUACAUGUAUUUGACGGAUUAUGCUCAGGGUGUUGGAGUGUCGGCAGAUGAUAGUGCUAACCUCAUUUCUGCUAUUGGAAUUCUCAACUGUGUUGGAAUGGUUGUGAUGGGCUAUGUUGGCGAUCGGCCAUGGUCGUCGCCCAUGUUAAUCUACAAUAUCUCCAUGGUACUCUGCGGCCUUUCCGUAAUUGUAAUGCCAUUCAUCACCGAUUACUGGCUACUGGCAAUGGCAGCCGCGGUGUUUGGAUUGUUCAUUUCUGCAAAUUAUGCUCUGACCUCGGUUAUCCUGGUGGAGUUGAUCAGUCUGGAAUCAUUCAGUAAAGCUUAUGGAUUGCUGUUGCUUAUUCAGGGUGUGGCCAACCUCAUUGGGCCUCCUCUUGUAGGUUUCAUAGCCGAUACAACGGGUGACUACACAAUGCCCUUCGUGAUAUCAGGGAUCUUCAUUAUCCACUGCGGCCUGAUACUCAACUUGAUACCCCUCAUUCAACGCUGUAAGGGCAACUAUCGUUCCUCCAGCACCCCUUCCCCGGCAGACACGCCAAAAAACGUGUCGCCCACCUCAACGCCUAACCACACGUUUAAGAAGAAACCAGCGCCUGUACAAGUUUAGUAGCUCCUCCUGGCUUGAGGUGGAGAUGCUGUUGGAAACGCAAUGAGUGUGGCAGUAAAAAAGGAGUCAUCGUUAUUUUUCUUGUGGCUUUUGUCAACUAAUGCACUAUGGUGUUAAAGAAAAAAAUUAGGAAGUAUAAAUGUGUAUAUGUCUGUGUGUAUAGAUAGAUACAGUGCACAUACACGCUCACACUUACACUCA